Harmonia axyridis is the source of this 1498-nucleotide messenger RNA. RefSeq lists its product as uncharacterized. The coding region runs from base 179 to 1138 and encodes 319 amino acids. Gene Ontology annotation, cellular component: cytoplasm. Lineage: Eukaryota; Metazoa; Arthropoda; Insecta; Coleoptera; Coccinellidae. The transcript has 8 exons. The record is from RefSeq and is a predicted model, not a curated record.
AAUCUCCAUAGAGUUUUUAUUGAUAAACAUAGUGAUGGUGAAUGCUUUUCAAAAUAUGACAAUGAAAACAAAUAGGUUUUGAAUGUCUCUUUUCUUAUUAUAUAUUUUUUGAGUUUUCAGCAUAUAUAAUAUCAAAAUUUUCAGUAUUGAUAUAAAACAUUAAAAUAUUCGUUUGAAAAUGGCUGAGAAUAAUGAGAAUUGGCUAGGAUCUUGGUUCACUGCUGCCAAAGAGAAAUUGAAGAAUUCAGAAGUAUUAGAAAGUGUCUACAAAGACUUAGGAGAGUUUGGUGGUGCUGUCACAAAAGGUGCCUCCAAUGUCUUAUCAACCACUGGAAAUGUAUUAGAGAAAACUCUCAGUUUGGACAGUCCCGAUUCUACUGCAAAUUCUGUAAAGAGGAGUUUCAGCACAUUUUUAGAUCAAAUGAAUACUGUUCUCAAUCCAAGUCCUGAUGAUUCUGAUACUGAAGCAAUAAUGAUUGUAGAAGGAUCAGAAACUGUUAAAUUGACAAAACUUCAGCAAAUUAUAUAUGAUCUACAAUCAAAUGAAAAAACAUUUACAACUGAACCUGAACCUUUCUUAUCAGAACAGUAUAAUUGUUGGCUUCAAAUAAGUGAAGAACAGGUAUAUGAUGACAAAUUAGAAAAGUAUCUGAAAAGAUCAGAUAUUUUGAGAAAACAAUAUGAAAUACUUGUGCCUAAUAAAGUAGAUAAAGAUAAGUUUUGGACAAGAUAUUUAUUUAAAAAAGCGCUAUUAGAAGAUGAAUUUGCAAAACAAGAAAUACAAGAAAAAAAAGAAUGCAAGGAAAACAAAAUUGUUGAAGAAAAAGUAAAGUGGGACAAAGAAGAAUUUGCAGAUGGCAUUGAACUAACAGAAGAACAACAGAUUAAAUUAUUAGAAGAAUAUGAGAAAGAAACUAGAUCCAAGAAGAAGAGCCCAAUAAAACGAAAGUCUUUAUCAAGUGAUGUUAAUACUAAUUCCAUUUCAUCAACAAAUUCUCCUUUGAAAAAUCUUUCUGGUAAAGAAACAAAGUCAGAUGAAACAAUAGUAAAAGUUGCUUCUGCUCUGAGUCUUGAUACAGCAAGUAGUAAUAGCAGUAUUGAUGAUGACUGGGAAAAAAUUGCUGAACUUGAAAAAUAAUAAAUUAUUAUUAUACAGGUAACUAUAGGGAUUUUAUAUAAUAUGUGUAUUAUAAAUUUUAGAUUUUAUAAAUUGUUAAAUAUUAUAUAACCAUUGAAUAUCUUCCUUUCAUUUUGUUAAGUUUCUAGUUGUCAUUAUAUUCAAAUUAUUGUGGAUUGAUCAAUUAAAGAAUAAAAAUGGAGUUGGGUAGUUGGAAAAUCUACAAUGAAGGAAUGAGAAGUGUCUAGUCAGUUCAUCAAUGCUGAAAACAUUGAGGAAUUUGUCACACUACAUUUUUAUUCUAUCAACACAAUCUGUAACUUGUAGUUUCUAGAUUUGUAUGAUAUGCUUUAUAAGGAUAUUAAAAAUUUUUGAAAUAUA